This is a messenger RNA of Malurus melanocephalus (red-backed fairy wren), 4239 nucleotides long. RefSeq names its product CTTNBP2 N-terminal like (gene CTTNBP2NL). The transcript has 5 exons. Lineage: Eukaryota; Metazoa; Chordata; Aves; Passeriformes; Maluridae. The record is from RefSeq and is a predicted model, not a curated record. Bases 53 to 1909 code for a protein of 618 amino acids.
GAGGGAAGCUGUGGCCGGCAGUGAGGGCUGUGCCCACGCCCGGGUUUUCAGGAUGAAUCUGGAAAAACUCAGCAAGCCUGAACUACUGACGCUGUUUAGCAUUCUUGAGGGAGAAUUAGAAGCAAGAGAUCUUGUCAUAGAAGCUUUAAAGGCCCAGCACAGGGACACGUUCAUUGAGGAACGCUAUGGGAAAUACAACAUCAGUGACCCACUGAUGGCUUUGCAGAGAGAUUUUGAGACCCUGAAAGAGGGCAAUCAUGCUGAAAAGCAGCCAGUAUGCUCCAAUCCUUUAUCUAUUUUGAAAGUGGUGAUGAAACAUUGCAAGAAUAUGCAAGAAAGAAUGUUAUCCCAACUGGCUGCUGCAGAAAGCAGACACAGAAAGGUGAUCCUGGACCUGGAGGAGGAGAGACAGAGGCACGCCCAGGACACGGCAGAGGGGGACGAUGUCACCUACAUGCUGGAAAAGGAGAGGGAGCGGCUGACACAGCAGGUGGAGUUUGAAAAAUCCCAAGUGAAAAAGUUUGAAAARGAACAGAAGAAGCUGUCGAGCCAGCUGGAGGAGGAGAGGGCACGCCACAAACAACUGUCUUCAAUGCUUGUUGUGGAGUGCAAGAAAGCCACUGCCAAAGCAGCUGAAGAAGGGCAGAAGACAGCAGAGCUGAGCUUGAAAYUGGAAAAGGAGAAGAGUAAGGUGAGUAAACUGGAAGAGGAGCUGGCAGCCAAGAGGAAGCGGGGUUUGCAGAUGGAAGCACAAGUAGAAAAGCAGCUCUCAGAGUUUGACAUUGAAAGGGAGCAGCUGAAAGCCAAGCUGAACAGAGAAGAAAACCGUACAAAAGCACUCAAGGAAGAGGUGGAAUGUCUGAAGAAAGCCCUGAAAGAACUGGAGGCCUCUUGCCAGGAGCACAGCCCCUCGGUGACAUCCAGGGGGGUGACCACUGACAGUCCCCCGGUGAAAUCUGUGUCCUGCCAGACCGAGAGUGUGCAGGCAGAGCGAGCAAACCCUGCCAGCAGCAGCAGGGCAGCUCCCAGCCCCUGCACAGCCAGCCAUUCCUAUGCCAAAUCCAAUGGGCACUGUGACACAGACGUGCAGCCAGCUGGGGAGGCACAGGCCAACGCUGCAGAGAGCCACCUUCCACGGGAGAAACCUGCUGCAGCCUCAGAAAGUGCAGUGGAGAAUGGAAAUUCUCCUGGAAGAACAGAGUCACCCGUGCACCUGAUGUCCCAGCUGCCAUCUGCRGGGGUGUCCCUGUCCCCCAGCAGCACGGCUGCCUCCUCUCUGACACCUUCUCCCUGCUCGUCCCCAGUGCUGAGCAAACGCCUGGUGGCCUCUGGCAGCAGCCCUGGCUACCAAUCCUCCUACCAGGUGGGCAUCAACCAGCGUUUCCACGCRGCACGGCACAAGUUCCAGGCGCAGGCAGAGCAGGAGCAGCAGUGCAGUGGCCUGCAGAGCCCUCCCUCCAGGGAUCUGUCCCCCACCCUGGCAGACAACUCUGCAGCCAAGCAGCUGGCCAGGAACACGGUCACCCAGGUGCUGUCCAGGUUCACCAGCCAGCAGGGUCCCAUCAAGCCUGUGUCCCCAAACAGCUCUCCUUUUGGCACAGACUAUCGGAGCCUGGCCAAUGCUGCCAGCCCCAAAGCAGAGUCUGCUCACUCGCCCAGCCCUGCCAAGGUUUCCAGUCCCCUCAGCCCCUUGUCUCCUGGAAUUAARUCACCAACCAUUCCCAGAGCAGAAAGAGGGAACCCUCCACCCAUUCCUCCAAAGAAACCCGGCCUGGCUCAGUCACCUGCUGCUCCUUUAACCAAAAGCUCCUCCCUGGGUGCCCCCACGGACRUGGCGAGUGGCUGCUCUAACAACUCUGUCGUGUCAAAUGGCAAAGAGCUGGAGAUCCUCCUGCCAAGCAGCAGUUAGUCUCCAGAAAAUGGGAAUGUGACAUUCCACAGCUUAGCUUACCCUGCAGCUAAGACACUGUUUUUCCACUCCGUGUUAUUUAUUUCCAUAGUAGCAGAUUCUGUCUGUAUAAAGCAUUUAGUAUAWUUUUUUUUUCUUUUUAAUAGGUAGGAAAAUAUUUUUGUUUAUGAAGAAACCUUAACUACAGCUAUACAGUAGCCUCCAAAUGUCUCAUGGCAGCAGUCAAAUCAUUAGAGAUAACCAUAAUCAUGUGGUGGGACCUAUCAAYCUCUAAUGGGACUGAAAUGCUGCUUUUAAAUUAUGCAGAAAUAAUUUUUGCAGACUUUUUACUCCAGAUGAACAUUUAURAAAGUGCCUGAACUAAGCCUGCAAUAUGAAUGUGAUUCUCGGGAAAAGCUGAGGAGGGGAACAUCUAGCUGCAGAAACAAAUUCUUCUGAGUCCUGAAUAUCCAAACCAACAGUGGUUUUCCUUUUAGUUCUUUCCAUUUGCUAAGAUAAGUUAGCAAAUGCUGUAAGGUGAGCACCAGACGGGUGCAGGCAGCCAAGCUGUGUCCUUCAGAAACAGCUCCCUGCUAUUGGAGGAAGCACACAUGAGUUUUUUGGGGGAAAAAUCAGUUUUAGUAUCAUCCAGGUUGCUUCUCUGUCAGAAUUCCUCGUCCAUAUAGUUCUUCCUGCUUUCCUGCAGAGAUGCCUGUGUGUUUUAAAUGGCUGGACUCUGGGUUUUGGUGUAUCACGUGGGAUUUAAAAGCUCUUCAAGCAUUCUACUGUUGUGUGUAGAACUUCUGAGAAAAGGGUCUKUCUGUUACUUGACCAAAAUCUCACUAAUACUUGAAAAAAUAACUCGUUCUUACAGUGCAGUUUUUUUGCAACAGGAACAUGGGAUCUUUAACUAUAAACAAAAGCAAUAAUUUUGUUCCUCAUCUCUGUCAGUGAAGUCUGACCUGGAUUUUACCCAGUAGGAAUUGAAUAUCUGUGUCUGUGUCACACACAUACAUACUAAACACACAGUAUAUUAGGGAAAUACUUAUCUACUGCCUCACAGGAAGAAAACAUGGCAAUUCAUGAGAUUUAAAGGAAUUCCUCAGUGAGGAAUUGCCUGAGUUUGAGGCAGAUCAUUCAUGUGAAGAAGUAUUUGGAAGCAAGAGAAGCAUUUGGUUCCUGUGCAGAAUAUUUGCUGCGGGGAAAGCAAUGGGCACAGCACAGUGGUKGUGUGAGUCACUGCCCUGGGAAAUCCAGGACAAACACCACAGAUGAGUGGCAGAGCAGAGAGCACGACCCCGAGUUCAUGAUCCUGGUGUUGGAUGUGAGCUGAUCCUAAAUUUAGCACUGGAUUUGCUGCUGGGUUCAUCCAGUGCUGAGCACUUCUCUCUGUUUGCACAGAGCACAGCUUCCACUGCCAGAGCCCUUCUCUUUGUCAGGUUGCACUGAUCUUUGGAUAAAAUCCCUUUGUUUGGGAUAUCCCUGUGCCACGGGGAUCAGAACUGUCCAAGGCAGGGUUCCUUUGGGUCUCAUUCUGUAGGACACAGARCUCUUUGCUGGAGUGGCCCCACACAGCCAUGGCUGGGCUUUAAGAGGUUUGCACAGACCUUUUAGUAACCUAUUAGUGGUAUUAUGGGCUGUUCCUAAUCCACUGGAACAGGCUGUGUACUAACAACAGCAGCAGCCACUCUUGGAAGCACAUUUAUUACUUUUAUACCUAAGUACCCACAGCAGAUUUUUUUUUUCUUCUUGCUGAGAGUAAAUGUAAAAAUGGAUGGGCGGAUGGAUUUUGSCCCAUGUAUCCCUUCUGAUUGAAAAGUGAGGCUUUUGUAUACACUGCUUUAAUGAGUUUCUUUGCUUUUACAUUAAUCUGACUGGUAUUAUCCCCUUUAUUGAUAGCUCUAGACAGAAAGAGAUACUAUGAUGAAGUCUAAUAGGAAAUGCACUGAGUAUUGUUUCUUCUAAAMUAUAAUAUGGGAAGGGGGUAUGCAAAAGAAUGUAUUUUUGCUAGUAGACUAACUUCUGAAAGAAACUAAGCACAAGGGAUUUAAAUGGAUCCAACUAAUUCAGUAAGACAUUUAGAGUUAGUAUUUAACUGUUGAUGUAGAUUCUGUGUGGAAGCAACUAAAUAUUUCUAACUCACAYGUGUCCUAAGCAGACAUUGUUGCAGAGUUUGUCACUGGCUAAUGGAGUAUAAUGAAGUGCAGAACAUAUAACACUAGUAUUAAUUCAUUAACACUUGUAAAUUUGUAAAGCCAAAUGUACCAAGUGGAAGUCUUUAAUCAUUUUUAUAGCUGAUGGCAUUAAACAUGUUAAACAUUCGUAUUAUCAAUAAAGGAUUUUAUUUUUAA